Molecule: messenger RNA, 1095 nt
Organism: Thecamonas trahens ATCC 50062
Lineage: Eukaryota; Apusomonadida; Apusomonadidae
Exons: 2
Coding region: 1-1089 (362 amino acids)
Source: RefSeq, a predicted model, not a curated record
AUGGCUGGUUGGCAGGACUGGCUCUCGUCGGCGGCGGUGACGGCUACAGGCACCGGUCUCGACCUGCUGGAGGGUCUGGGCAAGUCGGCCGUCGGGGUCCUCACCGCCGAAGCGGAUGAGGCUGAGGAGCGAGUCGGAAGCUGCGGGCAGGGCGCGAGCGGGCUGGAGAACGCAGCGAUGGCUGGCCAGAGGCCAGAGUCGGCUGAGCCUUUGCGCAGAUCCGCCAAGAAGCGACUCCGGCUUGGCCUGGAUCUGGCGUACGGCGUCGAUCUGGUGGCCCGCGGCGUGGAAAAGGUGUCCAAGGUCUCAGCCCGGCCUGCCGCUGCCCUGGCCAGCGGACGGUCGUCGCUCUCAGCUGCGCUUCGCGAUGCUGCUCGCGCCCAUCACUCGCCGCCGGCAUCGCCCGCCUCGCGCAACGCCGCCGCCCGCGCCGCCUGGGACAUGGCCUUUGCUGCUGCUGGUGGCGACACCGUCUGGGGCGCCCUUGCCGCAUCGGCCGUCGCAAUGAGCGAGGCCGUGUGCUCGGCCCUUGCCCAAGCCCCACCAAACGCCGCCGCCCAUUACGCCGCCGCCGACGCCGCCCUCCGGGCCGCUAUCUACCUCGAUCCGGCCGACGCAGCCUCGACGUCGCCACUGGCUCUCUCGCUAGGCGAGUGGGUCGCUAUGGUCGCGCCCGAUGGCGCCUCGCUUGUCUGGUCCGCAGCCUCGGUCCGCAGCGCCGAAGCUGCUCUCGCUGCCCUCCCCUCGGCCCCGUCCACCCAAGACGCUGUCGCUGCCCGCCUCACUGUCGCCGCCCUCGAGCUCAUCGCUGCCACCACAUCUGCGCUUGCCUCGCACACGCCGCCAGCAGCAUCCGCCGAGGCCCUUGCAGCCUGGGCAGCUGAGGGCGGCACCCUCAUCGCCCGCAUUGACGAGUGGCUCACCGCCCGUCUCGCCCAUGUCACCGCCUCACCGCACCCGCCAGCCGUCAUCGCCGACGGAGCGCUCGUCCUCGACGCCGCCCUCCGGCACGGCCUGAUAUCUGCUGCGCUUGCUGCACCUCAUGCCAUCAACACCGAUGGAGAGCAAGCUACCAAUGAAGACAACUGAGCCGCA